Molecule: messenger RNA, 12859 nt
Organism: Podarcis lilfordi (Lilford's wall lizard)
Lineage: Eukaryota; Metazoa; Chordata; Lepidosauria; Squamata; Lacertidae
Source: the annotation of a GenBank genome assembly
AAGGGCGCAGUCCUGAGUUAAUGCAAGGGCCCAUCUUGGGUGGAAGCAGCGUGAAGCCCCCGAUAAAGCCUGGUGUGACUGUCCCAAAACAGCAGCUGGGCGAUCUUCACGAAGAGGCUGAGUCGUCUCAGCCUCCGGUAAUACAGGACAGAACCACCCUGGGGGGCAGAAUUCUUAACCCACUUUGCUAAUCUCCGACAUCAACAAGGGGCAGAUCCACACCACGAAAGCACAUCCACCACACAUUUAAAGCCCGGUUACAUCCCCCAAACAGUCCCGGGAGCUGUAGUUUCCUGGCCUGAAGCUACCGUUCCUAGCACCCUUGACAAACUACAGUUCCCAGGAUUCUUUGGCGCAAGUCGUGUGCUUCAAAUGUGUGCUGGAUGUGUUUUAAAUGUAUGGUGUGGAUCUGUGCAAGGUCUGUUAGAUGCAAGCCCAAUGCCAAAGACUGGGGACAAAUUUGUACGGGAGACCAACAUGAGAUAGUGACAGUGCGUGGAUGGAAAGAAUAGAGAUAGGGUAGCUGGAAUGGGGUGGCAGAGUUACAAAAAUAUAUUUGCAAGUGCUUGUUGCUUGCUAAGUAGUCUGUGAAACUGCUUCAGUAAGACGUUUGCUCUGUACAAAUCCCCCAAGCCUUGCCUCAUCAAGACCUCUUCACUUCCUUGAGUUCCCUUUUAUUUUUUUGUAUUUUGGUGGGGGUAUGGCUGGGUGAUCAUUAUAUGCAUUUAUCCAAAGUUUCUACAACUGGAAUAAAUUAUUCCUAUCACCAGCAAAGGGAAUAUUUCAUAUCGCAAAGGGGUGGGCAGAGGGUGCCCAAUUAGAUGCAGUUGCAACCAUAGGAUUGCAGCCACUGCAACAGCAGUUGCACUGCAGCUGUGGACACAUGCAUCAUAGUCUAUGACUGCCAAGUGAGAAAGAAAUACUUUUGACAUUCCCAGAGGAACAAAGCUUUCUCACAAGAGACGCAUUAGUCCUGCACUCAUAGAGGAACAUUCAUUGUCCUUAGCAACGGACCAUGCUUUCUGCAGGAGGCUGACCUGUCAUGUUGACAACUAUCAUUGUAUAGGAUCUACUGUAUUCAAAAAUUCCUAAAUUUUCCAAUUCUGGAGAAACUGGGGUGUACAUAAGGGUAGCUGUAUACUGAUGGUCAGUGAAUGCUAGCAGGGAAGAGAAUCCAAAUUACACCUGCUGGUCUCAACCGCCUCACAUUCACUGAAAGUCUGAAUUUGUACAUGCUGUACAGACACAGACUCUGUACAGACAGUCAGAGAUCCUGCCUGCCUUUUGCAGAUUUUCUGAUUGUGCAAAAGAUAGCUUGUCAGCCUUCACCUAGAAAGCACAACUACAAUGGUGUAUUGGACAUGGUCAAGGGUGCAUUCUUUUCGUGAGUGAUGAUAAUGGAUGGGCCCAACAGCUGUGGACAGCACCUUAGAUGCACUGAUAAUGCACUCUAGAAAUCUGCACAAUGUUCAGGGACUUCAUAACGGGCACACAGAAGUUCAUUACCAGACAAAUUCAGCAGGGGGAGGAUUCCCCAACAGUAGAAAUGUAAAAUCCACAAUUAUAUAGCUACUAUUACACAAGGUUAUAAAAUACAAAGUGAUUUAGUGAAAUGAGUAAGAACUCAAAUGUAAUAUUUUUCAGUAAAAGGUUAUGUGCUUUUCUUGUGUGGUACUGCCUGCCUUCUGUUUUUCAACAUUAUUAUAGCACCACACAAGUUUAUAGGUUAAAGAAGAACUUUGACCAAAGGGUUGUUUCAAUGGGUAAUUGCAAUGUGUUUUCCCACACUUAACAGAGAAGGUUGCUAUUUUUUCUAACAGGCACAGGAAUUAUGCCACAAACAGACAAACAAGUAUGCAUCCCUCCGGAGCUUCCAGAUUUGUUGAAGCAGUUUACAAAAGCUGCCAUUCGGACACAGCCUCCAGAUCUGAUCCAAUGGUCUUCUGAGUAAGUUUAAUAUUUUACUCUAAAAAACUGUAUCCUUAAAACUGAUACUAUAUUUAAUAGUUUAUAGGUUUACUUGUGGAAUUCUAUGUUUAUGGCACUUUCCCGAUACUUUUUGAGAACACACAUUUUUCAGGCCAAGAUGGGUAGCAAUUAUUUGGUAUCAGGAAUUAAUGCAGCUUUCAUUAAAGAAUGACCAGUACCAUUUUAUGAAGAACUGCCCUAUGCUUGCCACAGGGAACCCUGGGUGGAAUAAGUUCAGGGAGCAAAAUAUCCCUCAAGACACCCUAGGCUACAGUAAAUAACAAAUCCAGAGAAAAUACAUCCCCUGAAACCUAAAGGAAUAUAGACCAACAGUCACACAUGACUUUCAUUUUCUCAUGUGCAACAUUUUCAAGCGGUUUUUGCAAACCAAAAACCAAAAACACCAAGAUCAAUGUGGGUGGGAGUAUUGCAAAACUGUAGUAUGUGAACAAAAACUGCUAUCACUGUCAUAGCCAAUUAAUGAAAACUCUACUACCCAGCAUACAUAAGCACUACCCGCCUCGGUGAACAAACAACCACAUUUCAAAUUAAGCAUAAAUAAUAGCUCAGGCUGCAGUCCUAACUCCUGGCCAGCAGUGGUAGAGUUUGAUGGAGAAGCACAGCCAGUGGCACAUCACCAGCCUAAUGCAAAGAGACUACAAUCAGGCCUGUUGCUCUCAUGCGAUGCCCCCUCCUAUUAUCAGCUACCACCAUGACAAGUGGGGGGAAGCUUUGACCCUCCAGAUGUUGUCGAACUCCAGCCAGUCCCAGCCACAAUAGUCAAUGGUCAGAGAUAAUGAGAGUUCCAGGCCAACAAUAUUCAGAAGGUUAGGCUUCCCACCCUUAUACAGUGGUACCUUGGUAGUCUCCUGCAGCCAAUCAGUAGCUGUGCCUUGGUUUUCAAACGGUUUUGAGAGUCGAACAGACUCCCAGAACAGAUUAAGUUUGAGAACCAAGGUACCACUGUAUUACAAUAUCCCACCUUUCCUCGUUGUAGGAAGGCAGCUUACAUAGUUUCCAGGCUGUCCCCUAUCCAUCACUAACCAGAACUGAGCUGCUAAAUUUCAAUAAGGAUGCUGUGUCAUGUGCCUUCAAGCUAUGUCCUUUUGAUAUGCGUACUUUAUGAGUUUUCACUGUUGAGCUUUAAUAUGUCAUUCAUAAACUUGAAAAUAAAUAGCCAAGUUCUAGUCACACUUUUUGUUAACAUAUUUUGCUAAAAUGCAAACGCCUGCUGUUUUCUUUCUGUCUAGCUAUUUUAAUGCUAUGGCCCGUGGAGAGAAUCCUCCUGUAAGAGAACGACCAGAUAGAGUCCCUUUAUCAAACUGUGCAGAGCUUACACCAGAGCUCUUGAAGGUCUUACACCAGAGAGUAAGAAACAUCUCCUUUCCAUUUUGGGGCAAGUACAUAAGAGGCUUGAGUGUUUGUACUCUACUAUUUCAUAUUGGUUUUGGACACGGUUCCAGUUAAUUGCCUCCAGUCUUAUAUCUGCUACUUUUUGUUCACAUUGUAAGAUGCAUGCAGACAGAAUAUAACUAUUACAAGAUGUCAAGGUUAUAAGACUUCUGCCAAAGUACGAAGACUAUUUAAAAGAUUAUUGCUCUUCAUAAUUCCUUUACUUUUAUUACAUUCAAGCCUAGUUCCAAAACCAUCCUGAUACACAUAGGGAAGCAAUAAUUUGUGCACACUCUAAUUUUAAACACUGACUUCAUUUGCACCUCAUGAUAAACAACAAUUCAUGUAUUACUCUGAAUGUGCCAAUCUGAGCUGCUUUGCUCCUCUCUGGGAAGAAAUAAACCAUAGCUUAACAUUACAUGCAAACCAGAGAUCAUGGUUUGUUUUGUUCCAAGCAAACCACAGUCUGCAACCAAAGUUUGUACUUAGCAUAUUGAUUGUGGUUUGUUUGGAGCACUACAAACCACAACCCUGGUUUGGACAUAAUGCUAAGCCAGGAAUUGUGGUUUGUUUCCCUUGCAUGCCAGGGAGAAGCAAAGCAACCCAGAUGGUCAUGUUUAUAGUAAGUCAUCAGUUAUAGUUCACCACCCUGUGAGAACUCAAACAAUGAAUAAAGAUGACAACUUACAAAGUAGUAACUUGCUUGUCACUCUCUGCAUGCAACCACAUAAGAAGCAAGCCAUCUAUACUAGGACUUGGGGAUUUCUAUCUGGCCCUCAGGUUUCUCCACAGGCCACUCCACCCACUUUUGCAUUGGUCCUGCCCACUGCUAGCAUGUGGCCCUCAGAAGAUUGCCUAAAAGGGAAUUGAAAAGGGUUCCCUACCCAUUAUCUAUACCAUCCUCUCAAAUGUUCUCAUCCCCUUGUUACACAGAAGAAAAUGGAGAAUCAGCAUGAUAAAGUUCUCUUCAGCAGCAUGACCAGCUUCUUUCUGUAACUGUAAGCACAAUGCAAUACAAUCAAUUACUCCAAUGUUUAGUUCAUCAAUACCCAGUUAUAUCCCGGCAUAGAAGCCAACUCCAGGGGACCGUGGGUGCUUGGGCACCCACAUUAAUAUAAUUGUGGGGGCUGAGCACCCACAAAGUCAAUGAGCAAAGCUGGAGACAGGCAGCCAGCUAGCCUCUGUGGUGCUGCCUCAGAGAGAGAAGCAGUUCAGCUCCACCCUGCACAGUCAGCAAGUGAGGCACCCUUUUCCAGUGUGGGGGUUCGGACAUGGAGGCAGUCUCUCUGCUUCUGAGUCCAUGCCCCUCCCUGCAGAAAAGGAGGAAGAGGAGCAGCCGAUGCUGCAACAUGGACGUGCAACAUCACAUACACAUGCUUGCACGUGGUGCAUGUGAUGUCACACACACAACAUGCAAUGUCGUGUUCAUUUUUGGAGGAGCCCACAUUACAGCGAUGGGCAUCCACAAUCCUGAGGGUGAGAUGCCGCCCCUGUAGCCCAAGUAUUAUUUCUACAAAUUAGCUGAAAAAAUGCACAACUGGGCUUUAUGAUUAGAACAUGCACAUCUUUUCAUAUGUACUCCGAAUCAAUAUCUGUAGCUUUUCAUGCAAAAUUUUAAUACCACCAGCAGCAUGGCAAGCUUUGAAUUUCUUCACAAAAAUACUAACCAACCAUAACUGCUCAGUUAUUGUACCAAUAUGGGUUAAAUGGAUCCCAUUUUUGUGUUUUUAAGCCUUUCAUUUUGAGCAGAGAACAGAUGGAAGAGGAUGUAUUAUUUAGGAAGACAGCGGGUAUACACCACCACAGGAUUUAGGAUCCAGUUAGUGAUGCACAGUGCUUCUGUGCUAGUACUGUUUCUCCAUUUUCUCCCACAAUGUAUUUACACAAGAUAAGUUCCUUACUCCAGAAACAACAACUUGAAUUUUAGGUUGUUAGUAUCUUCACAUCAGCACAGCACUGACACCUGCACAUUUGAUGUUGGCUCCUAUUCACUGGAAUUUGAUUUCAGUCCUAAUAAACUAUGGGUCAUUUUCAACUAGGUUUUUGGGCCAGCAGGGUGCACCACAAUGAGUCCCACUAGCACAAUGGGACUUACUCCCCCUCUUCCCCCUGCACCCUCCUCGAAUCCCUAGAACAGUGUGCAGGGUGGGGGAUGAGAUGGGAGAUGAAUUUGUUUGGCCAGCAGAAAUGCUUGUGGUGAUGGAAAGAUCAUUUUAGCACUACCUAUAAUAUUUUAUAGCCCUGGAGUACACUUUAGAGUGGCUGAGAAAUAUACAGCAGUUUAUUAAUUCAAGUGGCAGAUUCGAAGUCAUGAAGAUUCUACAGGUGUCUGUGAUUGACAACUUGCAGCUCAAAUAAUCCCUAGAAACUUUAGUACUUGUGUGCCCGUGAGAAAUCAGGCUCCAAAAGCAGACGUGCAUCCCAAAUGCAGGUGCUCACUCAAAUGUAUAACCAAAUGUGCACUCCUCUGAAAACUAUGGUGUGCAGAGAUAUUGCUUCUCCAUUCAAGCACACGCCUAUCUUACCCCCAGUUACCAAUCUGGGAAGCACCCUGCUUACCUUUGCUUUGUGCUUCCUAGGUACAAGUCUGGGCUUUCCAAGUCUGUGUUCAAGUGGUUACUUAUUUAUUAUUUUCGGCCCUGAUGCUUUCCCCAGAAAAACCCAUAUUUUAGCACUGGAUUGGAACAAACGGCAAGCAGGUUUUCUGCAGAUUGCUGUUUGUUCUGAUUCAGUGGUAAAACAAGGGUUUUCCUGGGGAAAGCCCUGGGACAAAAAACACUCAGAUAUGAACCUGAAAAGCCCAGAAAGCACAAAGCAACUGGAAGUGUGGAUAAACCCUGAAAGGACAAAUGCCACCUGACAAUUCAAAGGAUCUAGAAAAGGGGAAGUGAUCUGGGAGAUUUGUACACAUUUAAACACAUUUCAGGCCUCCAGUUGAAAGACAACUGCUUGCUUCCCUUCAGCUGACUCUAGAGAGCUGAGAGCUAUCACUAGUGCCCUGCUUUCUGCUCCAACAUGAAUAGACAGCAUGUGGAUAGCACACAUGUGCAUCCCUGUGUUCUUUCUUGUUCUGGGGUACAAAGGUCUUUUUCAAAAUAUAUUGUUGUUUAGUCGUGUCCAACUCUUUGUGACCCCAUGGACCAGAGCACGCCAGGUACCACUCCCGCAGUUUGGUCAAACUCAUGUUGGUAGCUUCGAGAACAAAAUAUAUACUCCUGCAUAUCUAGGGCAUUCUCCCCUGUGUGUAUGAAUUCAUUCCUAUAUUCUUCUUGUGCCCACAAUGACACUCAAAAGCAGACACAGCAUACCAACUUCAUUAACUGGGUGGGUGAUAAUAUCCCCAAAAUAGACAUCCCAGUGUUAGUGGCAUCAUUUAUUCCCAAGUGGACAGCGGCAACAUAUUGUUCCAAAGCCCCUGCCUGCUUUUCUACAUUGAAUUCAGGCCCAUUCAAGAUCCACAUGACCCUCAUCUGCCUGGUCUUCUUCUUUGGGACACUUAAUACAUAAGGAAAACCUAGAAUUGCUUCUACAGAUUGCACAGCCUGCACAAGAAACAGAGAGCUAUAGAUGCAAAAGCCCAACAUCAUAAUUAAACCUUUUCCAGAAAUACUAUUUCCCAAGGUUAUGGUUGUAUACUAAGGCUGUAAUCCUAAAUAUGCUUACUCAGAAGUAGAGCUUACGUUUGAGUAAACAUGUUCAGGACAGUGCUGCACAACUCGCAGUGAAGGGUUUAAAACAACACACUUUAGGGCAGUAGACCUGCUGUGGACACCUCUUAAAACUGUGCCAUGUCAUUAAUUUUUCAACAGCUGCAUAUUGAAUAUUAAAACAGCAAAAUGGUGGAAUAAUCUCAAAGCACACGGACAAUCAGUGCAGUCUCACAAACUUAUUUCUUAAAUAUUUGCUACUAUGAGUUCAAGCACCAUCUACUAAAUUUGGAAUGAACACAGCGAGUGAGACCCCUUGCAGCUUUUGAGAGAAAGGCUGGAAUAUAAAUCUAAUCAAUCAAUCAAUCAAUCAAUCAAUAAGAUAUGGAAGCAUUAGCAUAUUAUCCAGCAGUGGGGUCCUAAGAUAUAAGAUAUAGUUUUCCCCUGCCAAAAAAAGUGGACUGGGUAAGUCCAUUUUCUCCUUCUUGCACAGUAGGAAUCUGCAGUAAAAGCAGCAGCCCUGUACUUGUUUUUGCAAGUUUAGAAUCAAACAAUGUAUAUGUUAUAUACUAUAUAUAUGUAUGUAUAUAGUAUAUGGUGUAGCCAUAUACUAGACUAGAAGCAGAAGGUGAAUUAGUUCUUGGUGCAGCUGCACCACACCAGUACCUGCACCCUCAGCCUUUUCCAGCCUAGUAGAUGUCAAGUCAGUAUAACAGCAGUUUGAAUGUCACCUGGUCCAUUUUCAAAAGAUCUACAUUAGGUUUGUGUAUGUCACCUCAUAAUUAAGGCUCAGUCUCGGUACCAGACAUUUAUGUAUUAAUAUAUUGAUAAACUGGCAUUUACAAAUAAGCAAGGAUACCCUGCCCCAUCACAGAACUGAGAAGAUGCAGACAUGAUUACAUCCUACUUAUUUUUUGGGAGGAGUACAACAAGAUAUCAUGGUGCAAAGCAGUACCACAGUUAAUACAAACUCAGCACAACAUUUUCUAAAACAAGUUAGUACAUGCCUGUGGCAUUUCUGUCUCAUUCUUUGCCUGGACACUUAAAGUAAAAAAUAUCAAAGCAGCAACAUACUCCUUCUUACAAAGAACAGAGCAAGGAUUCAACCAACAUCCCAAUCUGCUUAGCUGUAUCUUAGUUCUGUGAUCUCGUACAUUUUUAUUUAUUUUUACUGAUUCUACAAAGCAAACAGAAUGCUUACCAUCUCUGAAAUUUGUACGAUUAGGAAGGAAUUCCUGGCACUAAAGCAGGUGACGAGAUCUAGAGAAAAACAAAAAAACUGCAGUCAUUUAUUCACUUAUGAUAGAUAUUGCCAAUAUUUCUUUCCAGGUGGGCGGGAGGCUGAUAAUCCACGUAGAUGAGCUAGCCCAGAUGUGGAAGGUGCUCAAUCUUCCUACAGACCUAUUUGACAGUAUUAUGAACGUUGGACACUUUACUGAAGAAAUUGAAUGGCUCAAGUUUUUAGCCCUGGCCUGCAGCUCUCUUGGAGUUGUAAGUUCCUUUUCUUUUGAAUUUCCAAUAUGUUUAGAUUCCUUAAAUAAUUAGUAUUUACUUUUAGUGGGUCUAUGUCAUGUGGAUUAUUAUUAAGAGCUCGUAGUUUCACUCAGGAAGCAGUGAAUGGCAGAACCAGCUGCCACCUAAUGGGCCUUACUGUAGCAGCCUCCCUUCCUGUAUUUUUUGCAGCACCAGAACAGAAGGAAAGCGAGAACAACAACCACAACUUAUUGGACUGUUGUAUGAAGGUAUUGCCUGGGUUAAUGGCUGCCCAUUUGUUCCUAAUAUGGCCUUCCAGGUCUGCUUGUACACACAGAGCAGAAAGAGCUGGGAAAGAGGCUAUAGAUUUCAGAAGUGGUAGUAGAUGGGUACCAUUUCAGGUGUAGGGGGAAUCACUUUUUAACAAAUAUUCUGCUGCGAGUUUUUAAAAAUACAAGUUGAAAAGUAGCACAGCAAGGAGCAGGCCACUAAAGUACUUUGGCCCUCAGAGUCCUAAUUUCUUCUUACUGUGAAUGGCAAUUCUAAACAUCAAUUUGAAUUGAUACAAUCCACUGUACAAUCCCCCCAAGCUUGGAUUCUACCACUGUAUUCUGCUGUGUGUGAAGAAUUAAAAGGGCAGAGGACAUUUUCACAUUGCAGUAAAUCUGGUGCUGUUGGGAGGGUCGCCAUUAGUGGCCGAGUUGUCCUAUUCCCUACACUGUACCUAAUUUCUGUUCUCUUCCUACCAUGAGGAAACCCACAUCAUAUAAGCUUUGUAAAAGCCGUUCUGCCUUAAGAUAGUUCACCAGCUAACAGCUACAGUCUCCACCCUUUCUCCCCCUCUUUUCCAUGGCAACUGCACAGUUUCAAUACUGGAUUUUGUUACACCAUAUUUGUCUGGUGGGCUCUCUUUUGGAUGAAUCACAAGUAAUACCUAUCUCCCUUAAUAGCCUAGAUUUAAAAAACAACAACAACCCAAUCUUUACUUUUGCAAUCUGAAUUAUUAAAUUGGACCAACAUAAGAUAAUAUUGUGUGGAUAUUUAGGCCUCUCCCUCAUUCAUGAACUUAAACAUAUUCCACAGAUAUUGCUUUUACAUGUAACAAAGGGAGGUUGCAAAUUUACAAGGAAUAAAGCUGGAUUGAUAUAACGUCCAGCUAAUCAUGGGUUGCCACAUUCUCACAACAUGGUAGAAGCCCUAAGAAUCCCACUGUUGCAGCUGUCCUGAUGGCAGCUAUUAUCUGCGGAAGUGCAUCUAAUGCUAUAAAGACGCUUAGCAGUGUGGGUUAACAUUACUCUUCAUAUGACCACUGAUUGUAUUAAUAUAGGCUGAUUAAUGUAUCUCUCAGAAUGAACUGUUGUCAUCUUGCAUCCAAAACUUUAUCAUAAUCCAUUGUAUUUUCUGUUUCUCUCUCCUGCCCUUUAGCCUGUUUUACUAGGGGCACCAUUUAUGAAUCUGGCUUUUUGUGUUUGUGAAUUUGUCUGUUCCUGCAGUCUUCUUCCUCACCUGAAGUCAUAAUCUUAUAUUUAUAACAUUACAGUUAGCAGCUGUGGAGAUAAUUCUGAUUUCAGAGAAGAUUUUGACUUCAGGUGAGCAAAAGAUAAAAAGCAGACAGAGCUAAUAGAUAUUGUUUUUUUUUGUUCAUCAGGAAACAGCCAUUUACCAAAACAGAGCAACUCAAACUUUCCUAGAGAAUAUCUCCUUAUGUACAAUGUUGUGCAUUAAUGUAUUACUGUUAUUGUUACUAUAAAGUGCCAAUAUAUAUAAUUUUUAAGAGAGUAUAUAAAGCCGAAUGUAUAUAGUAAUUGGCUGCACUUUAACGGAUAUUAAAGUGUGCUUAAUCUCACUGAAAUCAUUAGUAUCACAGUAACUCUGCCCUGUGGCCACUGUUCUUUGAUACAUCUUAGCACAUUAAAACUAAACUGCAUUUUUGGUGUGGCUUUCCAUCAUAAUAGAGAUGUUUAUCAAGAAACACCUACCUUAAAAAUUUAGGCUUCACAUGAUUUGUACAAGGCCCUCCACUCCCUUAUUAUCCUCCUCACAAUAACCCUGUGAGGUAAGACUAGGCCAGGAAAUCAUGAUGGCCCAAACUCACCUCAGACCGUCAUAAUUGUGUGGAGAUUUGAACCUGGCAUUCCCCUAUUCUAAUCACUACACCAUAAACCACCACAGCAUAGCGGUUUUAUCCAGAACUAUACUUACCACCUAACUAUAAUUCUCAGGACUUCUGGCAAAGAAGCUGUGACUGUUUAGUUGAGUCACAUAAAUAAACAGUUGCUCACUCUUCUGUUUAUGGCAGGGGUAGCCAAUGGGGGCCCCCCCAGACAUUUGGCCAGCAACUCUCACCAUCCCUGAACAUUUCCCAACUGAGCAGGGCUGAAGGGAGUUGGGUCACAGCAUCUGGAGGACACCAUAAUAGCUAUCCCUGCUUUAUGGCUUUAUAGCCAGACACUGAGCUAUUUCUUUUUUAGUAUUUCUAGAAAUGCAUAAUAACUAGUUGCUUUAUUAUGAAUGGCAAACUUAGAUACUAAUUCUUCUUAUCUUUUUAAUAGACUAUUGCAAAAACUCUGAAGAUAAUAUGUGAGGUUUUAUCCAAUGAGAAUGACAGUGGACCCGCCCGUAUCCCCUUCAGCACUUUCCAGUUUCUCUACACUUACAUCGCUGAAGUAGAUGGGGAGAUUUCAGCAUCUCAUGUUAGUCGAAUGCUGAAUUAUAUUGAGCAGGAGAUGUAAGUAACCACAGUAUAUCUAAUACAUACAGCUAACGUAAAUGUCAAGGCGUGUGGCUAUUUGCAUCAUAGGUUUUACCCUCUUGUAUGGUAUUGAAGUGCAGUAGUUUUUACCGCUGUAGGGACAGAUAUUGCUAAGUUCUAGGGCCAGUUUGUUCACAGGACAGGACAUCCUCACAUUAAACAGAAUAAUCAGGACUGGAAAAAAUCCCAGUUUGAUAUACCAUGUCUCUAAAAACUUGGGAUUGUGUCCAGUUGGAAGCCCCAUCAAGGAAUUCAAGCUGGUAUACAUGUUUCUCCCCCUCCCCAUUUUAUCCUCACAACUCUGUGAGGCAAUGACUGACCCAAGGUCACCCAAUGAGCUUCAUGACUUGAGUGGGGAUUUGAAUCCUGGUCCACCAUGCCCCAGUCCACCACUCUAACCACUAUACCUGUUGACUCUGAUACUUAAGAAUUUAAAAUAUUUUUCCAUGCCCAGUGUGGUUGCGGGGUCUCUUUAGAAAUCUUUUGAUCAUAAUCCCUGAUUUAUUAUAGUUAACACUACUGUCAUGGCCACUGAUAGCAAGAAUUGCUUAUUUAUGCAUACAUUUUAAAUCCCAACUUUCCUAUCCCCUUUGGCUCUAUCUUGGGAAAAGUGUUUUGCGUCAUAGCAUCCUGUACAGUGGUGCCUCGCAAGACGAAAUUAAUCCGUUCCACGAGAGUCUUCGUCUAGCGGUUUUUUUGUCUUGCGAAGCAAGCCCAUUGACGGAUUAGCGCUAUUAGCGCUAUUAGCGGUUUAGCGGCUAUUAAAGGCUUAAAGGCUUGGGGAUUAGCUGCUAAAAGGCUAUUAAAGGCUAUUAAAGGCUUAGCAGAUUAGAUAAAGGGGGGGAAAAGCGAAAAAAAAAAAUCUCAAGACUCGCAAGGUAUUUUCGUCUUGCGAAGCAAGCCCAUAGGGGAAUUCGUCCUGCGAAGCAACUUCAAAACGGAAAACCCUUUCGUCUAGCGGUUUUUCCGUCUUGCGAGGCAUUCGUCUUGCGGGGCACCACUGUAUUUCAAACUAUAUAUGGUUGCUGCCACCUUGUGGCAUUCCUUGAUUCACAGACUAAUUUGGACUACGCUGCCUGCACUCAGUGCAGUUCCUUUAAGUGUGCUUCACUGAGGUGGAAGGAAGACUGGCAUCUGGAAAGACAGAAGAUGGUGCUACAAUUAUUUUUUGUGAGAUAAAAGUUUAGAAUGUUUCAUAAAGAUCAAGUAUUGCUGGGUGAGCAAACCUCUAAUUUUAUUUUUUAUUUUUAUGUUCCCUACACAGCAUUGGGCCAGACGGCUUGAUCAAGGUGAAUGAUUUUACCCAGAAUCCGCGGGUCAGGUUGGAGUAGUUCUCAGUACAUCAUACACUGCUAUGUUGAUAGGAAGAAGACGAAACAGAGGACAGAAUAAGAAUUACAAAUAGGCCAACCUCUCAGUCUCUUUUUUCCCUUUGUGUCCGUUAAUAAACAGUUUGGCAAAGCAACAAAUAAGAAAGAUGGAAACAUAGAUUGAGAAGGUGCCACUGGAGUAGAAUACAGUCUACUGUUAAACUUUCUGGUGCUAUGAUAUACACACGUCCACCCAAAUAAAUAUCAUAGACUACCAAAUAGUAUAAACCUAUUAUAUUAAAUAUAUAUUGAGGUCC